Molecule: messenger RNA, 1005 nt
Organism: Parascedosporium putredinis
Lineage: Eukaryota; Fungi; Ascomycota; Sordariomycetes; Microascales; Microascaceae
Source: the annotation of a GenBank genome assembly
AUGGCUGGGUCCAAGAUCCUGAUCACCGGCGCCACAGGUUAUAUCGGAGGAUCUAUCCUCACGACCAUUUUGAACUCGGACGACCCUGGCCUCAAGUCCGCCACCGUCUCGGCCCUCGUGCGUAAAUCAACCCAGGCCGAUCUUCUCCGCAUUAAAGGGGUCGAGCCUAUCUUAUUUUCCGGGCUCGAUGAUGUGGAGCUGCUGGCCAAGGUUGCCUCGGAGAAUGACAUUGUCAUCAACACCGCCAGCGCCUUCCACGCCCGGGCCGCUGCUGCCUUGAUUGAGGGUCUCGCGCGGCGCAAGAGAGAGACAGGAAAGGAGGUUCACCUCGUCCAUACAUCUGAUAAGGAUGACGACAUCUAUAACUACCUGCGCGCGCGGGAGGACCGCGAGCCGUACGCUCAGCGCACCACCGAUCUUGUGGUGCUAGAAAAGGGCGCCGAGGCCUCCGUACGCACCUAUAUACUCAUGUCUCCCACCAUCUACGCCGUUGGACACGGCUUCUUCAAUCGCACCAGCAUCCAGAUCGACACCCUCAUCCGGGCCGCCUACCGCCAGGGGUUCACUUCGGUCAUCGGUGCGGGUGAGGCUGAGUGGGAUCAUGUGCACAUCGCCGACCUCGAGAACCUGUACCACGCUGUACUCCGCCGCAUCGUAGCCGGCCAAGACCUGGCCCAUGGGCAAAGGGAGGGCAUCUACUUCACGGGGACGGGCCACCACACCUGGCGCGAGGUCUCGGAGAGAGUGGCGCGGGCGGGCAAGGAGCUCGGGUACCUCGAUACGAACGAGGUUCGCGAGGCGUCGCUACAGGUAGCGGCGCACGAGGUCACGGGCAACAGCAAUACGCAGUGGACGGAGCUGGGCUUCGCGUCAAGGUCUCGAACGCUAGCCCCGCGCAGCCGCGGGAUCGGAUGGGAGCCGACGAGGACGAGGGAGGACUUUGAGAGGAGUUUUGUGCAGGAGUGGAGAGAGCUGAUUCCGGGGCUGAAGAAGAAUACUGUUUAG